GACAUCUCUCCCUCGCGUCUUCUUUCCUCUCAACCGUCGCGACGACGCGUGCGGCCGGCAGGUUCCUAGUGCCGGUAGCCGUAGUCCUCGCCCGCGCGUAGAUAGCCGCGGGAGAGUCGAGAUCCUCAGGUUUCCAUCUCCCUCCAUUCCCAGGUGAGUCCGAAUUCUCGCUACGCUCGCUGAAUAUGACAUGCCCAUGCGUGGUUAGUGAUUUCUCUUAUCAGGACAUAAGUCCCGCGUUUAGCUUUCUUGCGACCCAAUUGCCCGGUAAUGCUGUAAGAAGCAUCGAUCGUUUCGUUUUCCUGCGUUUCUUCGCAUUUGUUGAACAUGUUAUUAGUUUGGGAAGCCGAAUGUAUCGCUGAUUCGAUUCGAUUCGAUCGACUUGUGCAUGCCUUGACCUAAGUCAGUGUUUAUUUGCGGAAGGAAGAGAUCAAGAGGGAACGAUUCCUGGUGGUCGUCGUCACGAACGUGUUUGCAGAAGGAAAAAGGGGAGUUCCGAGACGUGCUUCCCAUAUCAUCUUCCAAAUGUUCUAUCCUAGUAUUUGGGUAUUUUCCGCCAGACCUAGGAUUGCUCUUCUCUUCUUCUGUCGAAAUGAUUUGUUUUUUUGUCUCUAGAUAUAUAAGUAGUUAGCUACAACUACGUCUAUACUGUAGCACAUUUUAAAAGGCAGUACACGCGGUUAUCCGGCCAGCACUGCGCUGUCGUUCAAACCAAAACCAUCAGUCCAUUGCACCGGGUCUCCAGUCUGCUUCACAGAUUAUAAUAUCAUGCUGGCGUGACAUUGUACUACUGAAUCACAGCUUAAUUACUGUCUCCAACCCAUCGAUAACGACAUUCGCUGACCAUGUACUACUUCCUUUGUUGAUUCCAGGCAAGAAGUCAGCGACUCCUCUCAUACUGGCCGAGUCUACGUACCGUCGGCGCGUUCGGCCGGUGGCAAUGGCGUCGUCACCACCGUACCGGUUCCCCGCACUCUGCGAGGAGGAGCCCGCGCGACGCUCCGCCAGGCAGUCAUGCGGGACAUGCGGCGCGUCGGCCGUGGCCAACUGCGUGGCACUGUGCUGCUGCCCGUGCGCCGUGGUGAGCUGCUUCACGCUGGCGCUCGUCAAGGCGCCCUACGUGGCCGGCCGGCGAUGGGUCAGGCGCGCCAAGACGCGGCGUAUCAGCAGGGGCGUGCUGCGGAAGACGAGGCGCGUCCGGGACCUGGACGACCAGCUGUACCAGGUGGAGGGGCUGGGCGGCAGUGGCGGCGCCGCGCGGGCGAGCAAGGAGGGGGACUGGGGCGGGAUGAGCCGGACUGCCGCCUCGGGUUGGUGGGAGAACACCAAUGAUGUAAAUUUGCUCGGGGAUGGCAGGAUGAGGGUGAGCGUGACGGAGAAGGCGUGGAUGGAGAUGUACGACGUCGGCCACUGGGGCUUCGGCCGGCUGUCCUUCUCGCGGGCCAGAGAGGCCGCGCCCGCCGUGCAGGUGGUCAGGGACGACCGAGAGCCCCAAGAGGAUGGCACUGUUGCUGCGGGGCGGUGACAGAGUUCGUGCGGCAUGCCACGCCUUGCUAAUUGUUUUGUGCUAUAAGCUUUGUUGCACGCGGUGAGAUUGUGUGUGGUUUGUACGGAAAUACGGAAUGGACAGCUUGUUGGUGAUCGACAAGAACCGCUAUUUGAAGAGGA
Messenger RNA from Triticum aestivum (bread wheat), 1668 nucleotides. RefSeq lists its product as uncharacterized. The transcript has a single exon. Lineage: Eukaryota; Viridiplantae; Streptophyta; Magnoliopsida; Poales; Poaceae. The record is from RefSeq and is a predicted model, not a curated record. Bases 941 to 1525 code for a protein of 194 amino acids.